AUGGUUUUCACUCGAAGUCAUAGUAGACGAGCAACAGACGACGUCGAUCACACGACAAACAUGUACAAUGAAGUAGCAUUGAGAAGGCUGAUCGAGCAGGUAGAACAAAUGCGGCAGCAGCACACCGCCGAUCUGCAAAGCAUGCGUACCAAGCACGAAACUGACCUAGCAGCGUUGCGAACCGCUAACGAAGCUGACCUAGCGGCGCGCUUCGCGCCCAACUUCCUCGGAGCCCUUCUGAUCAACCAGCUCAACCUAUUACCUGCUGAGUCGAUUGACAACUUCGACACCUUGGUAAGGCGAUUCACGGCGCAGUAUGCCACGAGUCGCCCUCACCACGUCACCUCCGCCGCCUUGGCCAGUCUUCGACAAGGCAACAACGAAUCACUGAGGGCGUUCAUGGAGCGCUUUGCCAGCAUCUCAGUGAAGAUUCAAAACCUGAACCCCGAGGUCGCCCUGCACGCCAUGCUCAUGGCGCUCAAGCCAGGCCCUUUUGUGGACAGCCUAUGUCGCCGAGCUCCUGCCGACAUGGACGAACUCCACGCCCGAGCUGUAGGGUACAUACAUAUGGAAGAACACUUUGCUUUUCAUAACCAGGUUCACGGAAAAUCACAAGCGAAGCCUGACCAUGGUCACAAAGACAAGAUGAAGGUCACCAAUGACAGCCAGUCCAAGAAGACUGCCAGGGCAAAUAAGGGGGGAGAUACGACUUCUACACUCCCCUGA
Cajanus cajan (pigeon pea) is the source of this 726-nucleotide messenger RNA. Lineage: Eukaryota; Viridiplantae; Streptophyta; Magnoliopsida; Fabales; Fabaceae. The record is from RefSeq and is a predicted model, not a curated record.